AUGCAUAAAACCACAGAAUGUUUCGGCGCACACGAUCGUUCCCGGCAUCGCUCUGGUCCGAUAAGAAGCGUUCCGGUUGCGGCCAAUAUUAAGAGGGAAGUUGACUUUGACUGUCCUGAAGAGUUUGGAUAUUAUCCUCAUCCCACCGACUGCACGCUGUAUUACGUUUGCGUUUUCGGCGGCGCUUUGCUCGAAUCUUGCACUGGUGGCCUUAUGUACAGCCACGAGCUGCAAACAUGUGAUUGGCCGCGUAAUGUGGGCUGCGAUGCCACCGGUGCAGUGGUUAGGGAAGAUCUAGAGAGGUUGAACGAGAGGGAGCCCCCGCCGCCGCCUCCACGUCGCAACCCACCACCACCGCCAAGGGCGCAGCCCAAUCCAGUCAUCACUUCGCGAGGACAACCUAAAUUUAAUCGUCAGGAAUACGAAAAGCAACAGCAGUUGUAUGCCGAAGUGGAUGACUUACCACCAGUUGAAGAACUCGAGAACGACCGUCAACAAAGAGUAUAUAGAGGUCAACCUUCCACAAUUGGACAAGUUCAAAAGGACAGAGAUGGAUACGGAUCUCAGUCCAUAAGUUCUGGAAGAACACUUAAUUCAAAUAUUAUACCUUCUUCGAUUAAUCAAAAUAGUAAAAUCGGAUCAUUCUCAUUUGGAACUCAAGUUGACGAUAGAAGAACAGCUACUGUAACUCCAGCGCCUCAAACCUACAGAGGAGAUAGACAUGACGAUACUGACCCUUUUGACAGACCUAGAGACUUUUCGACUGAUAAACAUAAAAGUAACGACAUAGAUAACAAUAUUCUAUCAAGAAAAAAAAGGGAUAUAGAAGAACCCGCUUCAAAUGUAUCUAAGGUUCCAGAUGAAUUAUCUAAACGGAAUGAUAACGAUCAUGUUAUGGAAUACAUAGAAUUUGAUGAAACACCAAAUCAGGAUGAAAGUGAUGAAGAAAUUUUGGACGAAUCUGAAAGAGGAAAAAGACAAAUUCGAUUUUAUGUCAAAAACGGCUUUAAGACAUCUCAGAAGAAUCGACCUAUCUCUAAACCAAUAAAACUAGUCCAUCUGCAGCAAUAUACUUAUAACCCGAACAUUCAAAACCAAAGACAGCCGAUAUAUAGUGGUCAAUAUUAUAAUGCUGGACAAAGUCAGAAACCUUCUUUUGACAAUAUUUUUUAUUCAACUCCUAAUACAUUUUCAUCAUAUCAAUUUGAAAAUUCUCCAUCUUUUAAACCGUUCAAAGCAAGUUUACCUGACCCUUCUAACCAAAAAGUCAUCCAAAUGAGUGGAGCAUCCCAAAUAAUAACAAAGAGUCCCCCUAUAUCAUCAUUAAAUAGUAAUCAAAAUCCAUUUUCAGCAUUGUCGGGUGGUUUUUAUAAUAAUGCUGUCAAAGGAAGUGAUAAUGGAAACAGUAAUAGCUUACAGAAGCAAAUAGUAUCUACUACGAGACGACCAAAUAUAGUUUCGUUUCCAGAUUCCUUUCAACUUUCUAGUGCAAUAGUUACUGGUAAACCAGUCUUGGCCACAUCUUCAAUAAGAACUCCAAAUAAUUAUCAGGAAAACCAGCUUAAAACUCCAAAUCAAGCUAAUAAAGUACCGAAUAAGCAAAUCGAACAAGAAUACGACGAUGAUGAUGGUGAUGAUGACGAUGAAACGUCUUCAGAAGAAAAUGGGAAUUCUUCAGAAGAAGAUAAUAAACACACAAGCUAUAAUUUCCAGCCAGACGAUUCAAGUCUCCCAUAUGAAUAUACACACCCUAGCAAUAAAUUUGCUAAUAUAGAUAAUCCCUUUGCUAGCCCCAAUUUUAAUUUUGAUGAUUUUUUGGCUAAAUUGCAACAGGAUCACUAUUCCGCGGUCGCCAGUACAACACAAAAACCAAAAUCUAAGCAUAAGACCACUUCUAAAAUUGUAACAGCAUCACCUACAGAUAAUAGUUUAUAUUCAGCUACUUACAAAGGAAUAAGUACUCCCAAGCCUUUUACAAUGCCGAUUGAAUUUAGCAGUGUAGGUCCUGUACAAAAAAACUCAUUACCCAAUCAGCCACAACAGCAACAUCAGAAUCAUAUUCAAAGACCUCAAAAUUAUCAAUCUCAUCAGUCACCUUUAAAUCAAAAUAUUUAUAAUGUACCAGCGCAAAAAGAUGCUACAAUACCAUUAGAAACUUUACUGCCUAAACUUAAACCUCCAAAUUUUAAAGAUGAUCGACAGCUUCCAAUAACUUAUAAUUUUAAUUCUCCAAAAGACAUUUUUUCUUACUCUAGACAUCCAGACUUAUCUCAGCAGUCACAAACAGUUACACCAAGACCUUAUUCAAUAACAGCUGGUACAAAUGCACCAGCUUAUUAUUCCACAACACAGAAUAACAAAAUAAAUGCACAAUAUUUAGAUUAUUUGCCUAGUAACAAACCUUACUUGUCUUCUACUGCUGAACCACUCAAUGCCCUUAUUUCAGCUUUUACACAUUCAACAUCAAAACCAUUAUCAACAAUAGCAAAUGAACAAUUUGCUUUACAAAAUUUCUGGAACAAACCUUCUCCUGACUUUUCUGUUACAACACCAUCACUGUACAGGCAAAGCGUAGUUACAGAAGUUUCAAAACAUAACAACUUACGUUCCUCACAAUUAUCUACGUCUACGUCUCCACCUAAACGUAAGCCAAUACCAAAACCUUCACCUGAAAUGAAUGAUUAUUAUUAUGAUGAAGAAGACGAAUAUUAUUAUGAGCCUAUUGUUAAGCCAAAGUAUAUGCCGAGUUCUGAAGUGAAGCCUCAACGGCCCCCAAUGGCUCAGAAUUAUCAUGAAUAUGAAGAUGCAGAUAAUCAACGUCGUCCAUCACACACAAAAGGUCCAUCGACUCAAAAACCUGAAAAAUAUAAUAUUUAUAAACAAGAGACCGUUACCAAGAACCACAAUGAUGUGUCUGUUGUUACCAAAAUACCGUAUAAAUCACAAUUGAAUAAAAAUAUUCCUGUGCCAGUAAUGGUUGACAUUAGUCGUCCUAAUUCAGUUCUGAUGCGCCCUGAAGUUUCUAGUUACCAAAUUGUUCACAACACUCCUCGUAAUAGAACUGUUCAUAUUCGUAAGCCAAUUAAUGUGGAAAGCAAUCCUAACACAUUAAAACCUCCUAAAUAUCUAAAUCAGACAACUUUACGCCCAUAUACGGUUAGGCAUAGAUUAGCUAAGCCGACUGAAAAAGGAAUAUCUAAUGACGAAGAAGAGAAUAAAAAGAAUAGAGGGAGAGUACGUCAUCAUAAUAUAGUUGCUCAAUUAAAGCAUACUACACCUCGUGACAAUUUUAAACAGGAGACUCGAAUUACAAAGACUGAUCAUGACGAUAGAACUAACAGCUUGGAACCUACUGAGAGCAUUACUCCGUCUUCAUAUUCAGCGAGCCCCCGGCCGAAGAUGCUGUACAAUGGCUCUCAAGCCUACAGUCCCGACCAAUACGACCCAUAUUACGCCGUUUACGAUGAGGAUGGUGAAUUGUACAAGGAUACAGACUAUGUGCAGCAAUAUAACACGGCAUCGCUUCGACCAGCAGUCCAGCAGACAUAUCGCGGUACUCCUCCUCCUGCUCGACGCCCAGUGGAAACGUACACGGCUAGACCAUCUCUAGAUGAAUAUGAUGAUACCCUUAUUGAAGGACAGAUCAACAACCAGAAUCAAUAUGAAACUCCUAUUCGCCAACCAACAAGGGGCGAAGGUAACGAAUUGGGCUAUGAUCAUAUACCAAGCAGCGUGAGGACGACUGUUUACGAAGCUACUUCCCUUCGCACAACUCCCUCUACAACUAGCACAAGCACAACUACUACCACCACUACUACUACCACUACCACUACCACACGACGUCCAACAACUGCACCCUACACCGAAGCUAUGACCCCGUCUCGACAUUCCCCAAGAUCAUCAACUGAUGAAAAUCGUACUCGCGUUCCCGAUUCCUCUACAAACCACACAUCUAUUAAUGAUUCCACUUCAUUAAAUCCUUCUACAAUAUCACCCGUCAUAAAUAUUUCAUCCCUUGCUAAACCCUUUGAAAAGACAGAUAACUUUUAUAGGCUAGACUUACCGUCGACAGAAAAAUUACCGACUCGUGUACUACCUUCUCGUGUGACUAACAAAAAAGGUAAUAUCCCUGUUGCAACAGAUCAAGACAUUCCAAGUGAAAAUAAUAAAAAAAUGUUAUCGUUAACAACUGGUUUUUCGAUACGUAGAAAUGAGAAUAAUACAAACAAUCCUUAUACGUUAACGUUAAUUUCAAAACCACUUGAAAAUUAUUCACCGUCUAGAUCAAAAAAUAUGCGUGUUAAUAAUAAUAAGAAACAACAUAUACAAAGAAUCCAAUAUGAUACCAGUAGUUUUAAAGAUUUACCUGAGAUAAAAGAAGUAACUGAAACUGUGCAUAAUAAAUAUAAUGAGAAUGCAAAAGAUUUAAUAAAUCCCGAAACAAUAGAAGAUGAGCAUGUUUCUAUUUAUCUAAGACCACCAAUAGAAACAUCUACAUUUAGAUCAAGAACGCGGUCAAGCACUGUUCCAUCUAGCACAGAUAGCAUGAAAUAUUAUUUAAAAACUAUUUUGAAACGCCCAGCGUCAUUUAGUAAUGACGAGUAUACCGAAAAUAAUGAUCAAAAUGAAGGUAUAUUGGAACAAAGCAAUCAAAAUAUAACAAAUCAAGAACAACUAAAUGUAGAUCCAUCAAACGUUGACAAUGACAGUGUCGAUGAUGCCGAAAAUUGGAAGCAAAUAGACUUUAAUGAUAAGUAUAACGAACCAACUGUGUCUCCUUAUAAAAUUUUAGACAACCUCAGAAAUAAUGAAAAAGAUACAAUAAGUAAAUAUGGUUUAGAUUUAGAGGUCACAUCUACGAUUUCUACCACUACUAAUAGUUUUCCUUCAACAAAGUCUUUAAAUACUUUAAGAUCAACAAAGUCUACAACCAAAAAACCUUCUUAUUACCUUUACCAUGUAGAAGAUGAUGUAGUAGCUGACCAAACUACAGAAGUACUUAAUGGUAAAGUCAGAAAUGCUAUAAAAUCUUUCAUCAAUAAUUUAUCAAGUUCUUCAUUAUCUCACUUUGCAAAACAUACUUCUCCUUCCAUAGAACCUGAUUCAGAUGAAAAAGUGGUAAAUAUAGGUUUUCCUAAGAAAAAACAGCAUUUUGCGUCAGAAAAACCCCUUCGUAGUAACUUAAAACAUGUCAAAAUAAUAUCAGAGCCAGAACUAUUAGGAUAUGUAACUCCAACCCCUGAGACUAUUACUUCCACAGUUCGACAUCCAAAUAAAAAUAUAUAUUCAUCAUCGACAAUGCCUACUUUAUUUCCUAUUACAGAAUUACCUUUCUUUAUUUCUAAACCGGAAACCGAAUCGACGGAAAGUAUAUCUAGUAUGGAUUAUACAUCCCAAAAAAAUAAAUCAAAAUUUAGCUCUUUAGUUAAAGGUAAGUCAGAUAUUGAAAAAUCACUAAAAUAUAAAAAAAUUGUCCAAGAUGUACCUAACGUUAGUGAUGUUACCCAGUCUGAUAAGUAUUAUGAUAAUAUUGAUUCGACACCAAUUACUCUACUUAAACCUGAAGACAUUACGACGACAGAGACUAAUAAUGAGCGACAAAUAAAUGACUAUAUAAGUGAAAUUGUCUCCACAACUAGUACGACAAAAUCGACCACAACUUUGAAAACUGAAGUAGAAACUAAGCCAACCACUAAAAGCAUAUCCUUUCCAACUCGUGCUUCACGUAUCAACCCCGCCAUAAAAUUAGCUGCGGCAAACAUUGGAGGUGGGCGCAGGAGUUACCAAUCAUCGUCCAAUUGUUCAUCAGACAACAGUCUGCAAGUGAAUCCAAAAUGCAACGAAAUCAAAUACCAGAGGCCAACUAGUACGAGAGGACGAGGCUCGGCACAUUUUUCGACGUCGGGUGCAUCAGACUCCUCGCAAUCAGCUCCUAACAGAGGAACACCUCCAACUCGCAGCCGACCUACAUUAAAGCCCUCUACAUCUAUUGUAGCAAAAGUGUCAGAAGUAGAUAUAUAUACAAGCCCACCAAGUCGACCAGCUCCUGUGUAUCCACAACCUACUCCUGACAAGACAGCAGCUAAAUGCAGGAAGGACGUUUGUCUAUUACCAGAUUGCUUUUGUGGAGGAAAAGAUGUUCCUGGCGACUUACCAACGGAUAAAAUACCGCAAAUUGUUCUGCUGACAUUCGAUGAUUCUGUAAAUGACCUGAAUAAGGGGCUUUAUACUGAUUUAUUUGAGAAAGGUCGGGUUAACCCCAAUGGUUGUCCAAUUUCUGCCACAUUUUACGUUUCCCACGAGUGGACCGAUUACAGUCAAGUACAAAAUCUAUACUCGGCCGGACAUGAGAUGGCAUCACACACUGUUUCACAUAGUUUUGGUGAGCAAUUUUCUCAAAAGAAAUGGAAUAGAGAAGUUGGUGGGCAAAGGGAAAUUUUAGCUGCUUAUGGUGGUGUUAAACUUGAAGAUGUUAGAGGAAUGAGAGCCCCCUUCUUAUCAGUAGGUGGAAACAAGAUGUUCAAAAUGUUGUACGAUUCUAAUUUCACAUAUGAUUCAUCGCUACCAGUUUAUGAGAAUAAACCACCAAGCUGGCCUUAUACCUUGGACUAUAAAUUAUUCCACGACUGCAUGAUUCCGCCGUGCCCGACUAAAUCGUACCCAGGAGUAUGGGAAGUUCCUAUGGUAAUGUGGCAAGAUCUUAACGGUGGCCGUUGUUCUAUGGGAGACGCCUGUGCCAAUCCACCAGACGCGGAAGGAGUGUACAAAAUGAUCUUGAAAAACUUUGAUAGACAUUAUACUAGUAACAGAGCACCAUUCGGUCUCUUCUACCACGCGGCGUGGUUCACUCAACCUCACCACAAGGAAGGAUUCAUCAUGUUCUUAGACUUCAUCAACCAAAUGAACGAUGUGUGGAUCGUCACCAACUGGCAAGCUCUCCAAUGGGUCAGGGAUCCCACUCCUAUAUCAAGGCUGAAUAAUUUCCAGCCAUUCCAAUGCAACUAUCAGGGCCGACCCAAGAAAUGCAAUAAUCCGAAAGUAUGCAAUCUCUGGCACAAAUCUGGAGUAAGAUACAUGAGGACUUGUCAACCUUGUCCAGAAAUAUACCCAUGGACCGGCAAAACUGGCAUCAGAUCAUCACGUAUUGACAACGACAUUGACGAA
Brenthis ino (lesser marbled fritillary) is the source of this 7164-nucleotide messenger RNA. Lineage: Eukaryota; Metazoa; Arthropoda; Insecta; Lepidoptera; Nymphalidae. The record is from the annotation of a GenBank genome assembly.